Messenger RNA from Grammomys surdaster, 1219 nucleotides. RefSeq names its product high mobility group nucleosome binding domain 1 (gene Hmgn1). The transcript is spliced from 6 exons. Gene Ontology annotation, cellular component: nucleus; chromatin. NCBI's taxonomy places the organism in Eukaryota, Metazoa, Chordata, Mammalia, Rodentia, Muridae. Gene Ontology annotation, biological process: chromatin organization. Gene Ontology annotation, molecular function: nucleosomal DNA binding. The record is from RefSeq and is a predicted model, not a curated record. Bases 128 to 418 code for a protein of 96 amino acids.
AUCCGGUUCCAUCCGGUUCUCCCACCGCCCCCGCGACGGGUCGCAGCAGUUCGUCUGGUGGCGGCUAGGCAGUGCAGCUCCGUGACAGAUCCGGCGUCGCACGCGUCUCCCACCCCGCGCCGCCACGAUGCCCAAGAGGAAGGUUAAUGCAGAUGGAGCUGCGAAAGCGGAGCCCAAGCGCCGCUCCGCGAGGCUGUCGGCCAAGCCUGCCCCUGCCAAGGUGGACGCGAAGCCAAAAAAGGCCGCGGGAAAGGAUAAAGCAGCAGACAAAAAAGUGCAGAUAAAAGGGAAGAGGGGAGCGAAGGGCAAACAGGCUGAAGUGGCUGACCAGCAAGCUACAGAUCUGCCUGCAGAAAAUGGAGAGACGGAAAACCAGAGCCAAGCCUCUGAAGAAGAGAAAGAAGCCAAGUCCGACUAAGCAUCCAUCGUGUCUGUCAGUGGUCCCUGCCUCCCUUCUUGUACAAUCCAGAGGAAUAUUUUUAUCAACUAUUUUGUAAAUGCGAGUUUUUUAGUAGCUCUAGAAACAUUUUUAAAAGGUGAGGGGAUCCCACCUCAUCCCAUUUUUUAAGUGUAAAUGGUUUUUUUAAGAGGUUAAAUCAUUUGCUGGUUGUUUAUUUUUUGGUACAACCAGAAAAUAGCAGGAUACUGAAUCAGGAGAGGCUGUGACUGUCUCGGGGGGUCACCAUAACAUUCCGUAGAGGGGGCUAGUUUUAUAUUCUUCAAUACAAAGCAUACUAAAUGGCAAUUUGGAGUCUCAGUCGUGCAUUUGUGUCUGGAAUAUUUUCAGUUAUAUCUGGUCCCGUGUUUCUAGUAGAACCGUUUUGUAAGAAAGCCAGUCUUUGGUCCUUGCCCUGUCAGAACUGUGAUGUCUGUGGUCACGGCAGUCCAUUUUCCUAACAGUUGUGAUAAUACGCUGUGAAAGAUGAAAAUUUUGAGUGUGUUCUGUGUGUGGCAUAAAAUUGUGAAUUGGUGGAACUGAGGAUUCUGAGCAUUUGGUUGUUAUGAGAGGUCUUGGGGAAACUUGCCAAGUUUGAGGCUAGAACAUCACUGGAAUAAGUUCAAAGAAAAACAGUGUGUAGCUCUUCAUUUGCAUACAUAAACACAAUGUGACUCUUCAGAGUUUGGGUACGUGAACACAAUAUAUGGCUUUUUGGGGGUACGUGUGAUAAGAAUUGGAAUGUGUGUACUCUGCUCCAAUAAAAUCUGUUGUGAAAGAGUA